Molecule: messenger RNA, 2645 nt
Organism: Betta splendens (Siamese fighting fish)
Lineage: Eukaryota; Metazoa; Chordata; Actinopteri; Anabantiformes; Osphronemidae
Product: histone-lysine N-methyltransferase set-1-like
Exons: 11
Coding region: 1493-2434 (313 amino acids)
Molecular function (GO): protein binding
Source: RefSeq, a predicted model, not a curated record
UAACAGGUGUCUGUGUGUGUGUGUGUGUGUGUGUGUGUGUGUGUGUGUGUGUGUGUGUGUGUGUUUGUUUUUACAUCGUUGUGUGGACCGCAGCAUGUUAGCACACUCACAGUGUGGGGACCAAAAUUUAUGUGGGGACCAAAACCUGGUCCCCACAAAAAUUACUUCAUUUUCAGUGUAAAGAAGCUCAAAGAAAUGCCCUGUCAAAUUUUCAGCAUGGACCCCAUUAUACCGGCAUUGGACAAAAUGUGUGUAAGUGUGCUUAGGGAGGAGUAACUCAGUACUGCCUACUAGGGGCAUGUGGUGGUAUUGCAGGAACACACACUUGUAGCUUUAGAACACACACUGCGCCCAACUGAGCAUGCUCAAACAGCUGGCGGCCAUGAUGGCUAAUAUCUAGAUUAGCUGCUAACUAGCUAGCUAAUUAUCUGUAAAACAAAUUGACUAUAAUUGGAACUAGUUGGUGAUGUACAACUAUAUUAUUCACAAAGAAUUUUAGACUACACUGACUACAGUUUCAGAUAAACUAAUACACAUUAUUUUUAUCGGUUUACACAAAAGUAGAGGUUAAGGAAUUAGCCAUUUACAUGAUAUGAUUUGCGAUUAGCUAAUGAGAUAACUGGUGGAACAGGACAAGUAGAUCUUCAUAUAUAAGAACUUCACAGAAAAAAAGUCAACUGUUCUGUAAAUGUAACAUAGCCAUGUUGUUGUAAUCAAAACUAAUAAGUCUCUAUGAAAUGCUAGCUAAUACUUAUCGGACGAAAAAUAAUAACAUGCAUUUGUGUAUGCUGACAUGCCUGGUGGGUGGAACUGGGGAGGCAAUACUAAAACAUUGUCACCACCCAUGCAAGAUGCGCUCACUAUUCAAACAAGUAUCCCUAAAAAGUGUUAGCAUAGGACGAAGAGAACUGAUUAGUAAGAAGCACAUGGUGAAGAAAGAAGCCUCAAACAGACGUGCAACAGGGAUAUUACUGUAACGGUAAGUCAAGCCUACAGAUAUAACCAAGUUAAGUCAACAUUAAAACCAAUAUGAUGUUUCUAAAACACUAGUUGUUUAUUUUUUUUAUUAUUUUAGUCCUUUUGGCUAGCUAGCUAGCUAACUAGCUAGGAAUGGCAUGCUAGCAAUGUGCCCAACUAGGUUACCUUUAAUUUAUUACUUCAUCCAAGCAUCAUGUACUUGAUUUAAAACACCAGUUAGGAUUCUUUUAUUAAUAAAAAACGAACUGUAAUUAAUAUCACACAGUUGACAUAGUUAGCCCUAUUGGUUGAGAUUUUUAUUGUUAUUUAGCUCAGUAUACUGUAAUUUAGAUUGAAUUGAAGCUACAUUAGAUAAUGCGGUUAAUUUAGGUACCUGUAUGACUGUUCUUAGGUUUAAAACUAGCUAACUAACUUACUAUAAAUCCUAUACUAGCUUGUAUGUGGUAACUGCAGCCUACACAGCAUUAAGUCAUAUUCCAUUGGUUACAUUGGUAUUUUGAAUGCAGGAAUAACAAUGGCCACAAUAAGACGAAGGAACACGCCAUUAAAAGAUGCUAUUGCACAUGCUACCAGGGCCAUUGACAAGGCAACAGAGUUGGAGGUGAAAUAUAUUAACUCUUUUAAAGGUCGAGGCUUGUUUGCAAAGGUCCCUUACCAAAAGGGAGACUUUAUAGUUGAAUAUAGAGGAGAACUAAUCAGUUCACAAGAAUCUGAAAGGAGAAGGGGGAUUUACCAUAGUAAAUGCACUGUUUUUAUGUUUGACUUCUGCUGGAAAGAAAGAAUGUGGUGUAUUGAUGCAGCGCAAGAAGAUGACAGUCUUGGAAGACUAGUCAAUGAUGACCACAUCUAUCCAAACUGCAAAAUGAAGAGGGUCAUAGCAGAGGGCAAGCCACAUCUUUGUCUUUUUGCUCUGAGAGACAUUAAGGCUGGAGAAGAAAUAACGUAUGACUAUGGGGGAUCUGAUUGGCCUUGGAGAAAACAGGCUAAAGUGCAAGAAACUGCAUCUGAUACACUGUCAUCAGAGGAGGUUCCUCAGAGUCCUUCCCCCUCCAAGAUGCAGGCUAAAGUGCAAAAUACUGUAGCUGAUACACUGUCAUCAGAGGAGGUUCCUCAUAGCCCUUCGUUCUCCGAGAUGCAGGCUAAAACACAAGAAACGGGCGCUGAUACACUGUCAUCAGAGGAGGUUCCUCAGAGCCCUUCCGUCUCCGAGAUGCAGGCUAAAACACAAGAAACUAGCGCUGAUACACUGUCAUCAGAGGAGGUUCCUCAGAGCCCUUCCGUCUCCAAGAUGCAGAGAAUGUGGAUGUACAUGAGGACAAUGACAGUGGAGCAGCAUGUGGGUCAGGGUCACAAGAGAGUGUGGAUGUACUUGACGACGGCAUCAAUGGGGCAGCAUGUAAGUCACAAGAGUGUCUGGUUAAAUGUAAUCAGACUGAAGAUGGCAAGGCUACACUGACGGAUGUUAGUGAUUCAGCACCACAUCAAAGUUUCAUGGCUACAACACAUCAUAAGUCACCAAAACAAAUAGGUCGCCAAGUUUUCAAAAGAAGGAAAUGGGAGAAUGAAGAGGUACAAGUUGUUUGAAAGACAUCUGAUGCACUUCAUUACCUCAUGCCGUGUUCCAGGAAAACUUGAAAUUGAUAAGUGUCUUGGGGGUUGAAAAUGUG